Ruditapes philippinarum (Manila clam) is the source of this 1299-nucleotide messenger RNA. Its product is annotated as cysteine proteinase 1-like. The record is from RefSeq and is a predicted model, not a curated record. Gene Ontology annotation, molecular function: cysteine-type endopeptidase activity. Gene Ontology annotation, cellular component: lysosome. NCBI's taxonomy places the organism in Eukaryota, Metazoa, Mollusca, Bivalvia, Venerida, Veneridae.
GUGAUGUUGGAACAUGUUGGGCGUUCAGUACGGUAGAGAAUAUUGAAGGACAGUGGAUUCAGGCUGGUCAGCCGAUGACGAAUUUGUCCGUGGAGCAGGUUGUAGAGUGUGACAGUAUAGCAGACACACCACGUAAUAACACACAUGCUGACUGUGGGAUAUUUGGGGGUUGGCCAUAUCUUGCAUAUCAGUACGUUAUGAAAGCGGGUGGGCUUCAAACCUGGGAAGACUACUGGUAUUGUUGUGGUUUGGGAGGAGCACCGGGCACGUGUGAUAUAUGUCCUGCUGCAGGAUACAACUGGACCCGGUGUGGCCCACCUGUACCGUACUGUAACAUGACGCAAAGCUGCGCUGUUAAAAUAAACCCAAAGAAAUUUGUACCCGGAUUGAAAGUUGUCGAUUGGAAAGCCGUAGAUCCGAACGAAACUACUAUUGCAGAGCAGUUGAUGAAUAUAGGACCAUUGUCAGUGGCCCUUGACGCCACUCUGCUCCAGUUUUAUCAUAAAGGAGUGUUCGAUCCAAUUUUCUGCAGCAAAACAAACCUCGACCAUGCGGUUCUAAUUGUUGGCUUUGGUAAAGAGAAGGAUCUGUUUAGCACGAAACCCUACUGGAAGGUGAAAAACUCCUGGGGAGAGAAAUGGGGAGAAGAUGGCUACUUUAGAAUCCUGAGAGGAUCCGGUACCUGCGGCGUGAACACCCAGGUCACUACUGCAGUUCUACAAAAACCACAAUAAUUGAAACACACACCUUAGAUAUACGUAGACUGAUUUACAGAAAUAACUGAAGAAGUAGAACGUGCUGUGUUAUUGUUGAAAGAACAUUUAUGCUAGUCCAUUUUUAUAAAAAAUAUACCUGAAAAUUUACGUGAAAACCAAUCAGUUUUAUAUGUUUUGUUGUUGUUGUUUUUUUAAUUUAUAUUUUUGUGAAGUAAAAGGUUUGUAUAAAUAUGACCUAGGUAAAUAUCAAAAAAUCGCAUGUAAAAAUCUUUAAAUCUGUCACCAUUAACAGUGCAUAGUGCGAACUGCAUAGAUCAAACUGUUGCAAAUUCAAAAAGAAAAAAAAGAAGAAUAUCUUAAUCUGAUAUUCUUUUCCUAUGUUACAUAGUUUUACUUUUUACUCAGACUAGAUGAAUUUAGGGUGAAUGUGGAUAUAAAUGCCUUAAUUCUUAAUAUAUGGUAAAAGAAUAUAGCUUUGAUUUGAUGCUAUUUAAUGUUUUAUUUAAUUUACAUGAUCUGUAUUAAAGUUGGUCUGUGAUAAUUGAGAAAUAAUUUUCAUAGUAAAAUCUGCAAAAAAUACAAA